UCCGUUAUGGCUCCAACCACUCGGCUGCGGAGGGGUGUUUGUGGUGGUAUAAUCCGCAAAGGCUCUAGUUUUACCAGAGACAAAUGCUGAGGACGCCCCCCGGGUGCCGGCUCACAUGCAGAGUUCUUCCUGGUUGUGCCUGUGUGUUAUCAAAUAUGUGAAGCUGAGGGUGCUGAGGGCAGGUGAUCAGGAUGGCCUUUGCAGUGCAGGAGAAGCACUACCCUCCGUCUCUACUAAAUUUCUUCAUCUAUAAUCCAAAAUUCGGCCCAAGGGAAGGAGAGGAAGAAAAAAAGAUUCUCUUUUACCAUCCAAAUGAAAUUGAGAAAAAUGAAAAAAUAAAAAAUGUUGGCUUAUGUGAAGCGAUAGUUCAGUUUACCAGGACAUUUAACCCAUCAAAACCAGCACAGUCAUUACACACACAGAAGAACAGGCAGUUCUUCCACGAGCCAGAAGACAGUUUUUGGAUGGUUAUGGUGGUAAAAAAUCCAGUUUUAGAAAAGCAAAAAGAUGGCAAGACUGUUCUAGAAUACCAAGAAGACGAGUUACUGGACAAAGUAUAUUCAUCAGUACUGAAGCAAUGCUACAAAAUGUAUAAGCUAUUUAAUGGCACAUUUACCAAGGCGAUGGAAGCUGGUGGAGUCUCACUUCUAAAAGACAGACUAGAAAAAUUCUUUCAUCGGUAUUUGCAGACAUUACAUCUGCAGUCUUGUGACCUGCUCGAUGUGUUUGGCGGCAUCAGUUUUUUUCCAUUAGAUAAGAUGACGUACCUGAAAAUCCAGUCAUUCAUUAACCGGGUGGAAGAAAGUCUUAAUCUUGUGAAGUAUACAGCGUUCUUGUAUAAUGACCAGCUCAUCUGGAGUGGAUUAGAACAAGAAGAUAUGCGAAUACUGUAUAAAUACCUCACUACAUCGCUCUUCCCAAGACACACAGAACCUGAGCUAGCAGGAAGAGAUUCUCCUAUACGCCCAGAAAUGCCAGGAAAUCUGCAGCACUACGGAAGGUUCCUCACUGGGCCUUUGAACCUCAACGAUCCUGAAGCAAAAUUUAGAUUUCCCAAAAUCUUCGUUAAUACAGAGGACAAGUACGAGGAGCUUUAUCUGAUAGUUUACAAGGCCAUGAGUGCCUCCGUGUGUUUUAUGAUUGAUGCAUCGGUGCAGUUAACACCGGAUUUCUGUAGAAAACUGGACAGUCUCAUAGGACCUCAACUUACAGUGUUAGCGUCGGACAUCUGUGAACAGUAUAACAUCAACAGAAGAAUAUCUGGGUCUGAGAAAGAGCCUCAGUUUAAGUUUAUUUAUUUCAACCAUAUGAACCUAGCGGAGAAAAGUACGAUACACCUCAAGAAAACACCCAGUGUAUCCCUUACCUCUGUACAGCCGGAACUCCUGAAGAUUCUUGGAGACAUAAACAGUGAUUUUACAAGAGUUGAUGAAGAUGAAGAAAUCAUUGUAAAAGCAAUGAGCGAUUACUGGAUCGUAGGAAAAAAGUCUGACCAGCGGGAACUGUAUGUCAUCCUAAACCAGAAAAAUUCCAAUCUAAUUGAAGUAAAUGAGGAAAUCAAGAAGCUGUGUGCAACACAAUUCAAUAACAUCUUCUUCCUGGAUUAACCUUGCCAGCACCAUUCCGAAUGUCUCCAAGGCGGCCCAUGACAGACAUUGUGUUCACUAUGGACAGAAUAUCAGUCGUAUUAUUGACUGGAAUGACUUUUGUAAAGCAAUACUUGCUUUGUAAGAAUCUACUUUAUACCUGUAGGCUCAACGAUCAGACCGUUUUUAGAUUUUAAAUAUUUAUCUGAGCUCGACUUGGGAAACCCUCAUUCCAUCUCUGUUAUCUUCAGAUGUCUGCAACAAAUAAACCCACUAAUUAUUGUUCUACUUUUAACUGUUCAAAA
Messenger RNA from Pseudophryne corroboree (corroboree frog), 1891 nucleotides. RefSeq names its product CCZ1 homolog, vacuolar protein trafficking and biogenesis associated (gene CCZ1). Gene Ontology annotation, biological process: vesicle-mediated transport. The transcript has 16 exons. Lineage: Eukaryota; Metazoa; Chordata; Amphibia; Anura; Myobatrachidae. The record is from RefSeq and is a predicted model, not a curated record. The coding region runs from base 192 to 1607 and encodes 471 amino acids. Gene Ontology annotation, cellular component: Mon1-Ccz1 complex; intracellular membrane-bounded organelle.